This is a messenger RNA of Annulohypoxylon maeteangense, 1579 nucleotides long. Its product is annotated as SET domain-containing protein. The transcript has 2 exons. Gene Ontology annotation, molecular function: protein binding; protein-lysine N-methyltransferase activity. The record is from RefSeq and is a predicted model, not a curated record. The coding region runs from base 430 to 1545 and encodes 371 amino acids. Gene Ontology annotation, biological process: peptidyl-lysine trimethylation; peptidyl-lysine monomethylation. Lineage: Eukaryota; Fungi; Ascomycota; Sordariomycetes; Xylariales; Hypoxylaceae.
UGAAUCUAAAGCAGUUGAUCUGUAGGUAGAAAAUAAAAAUAAAAAUAUCCAUAGAGUGUAACAGGAACGAUAUCGUUUUAUCGGAUUUCAUUUAAUGUUGUUAGUCAGGAUCCUUGAUAAUUUCUGGAGGUCGUGGUUUCCACGUUUCUUAUAAUAAUCAGCCGGUGGUUACGAAACACAAAUUUCUUCACCUUUUCCUCUUCUUUAGGUCACCCUCACACCAUCUUUUCCAACCCAACUCAAUGCUUGCCCAAAGUGUAACGAAAAUGACGACUUUCAUCAUCCAUCAUGAAAGCCAAGAAAAGUUAUAGCCUUCGUAGUGUUUUAUUGCCUUUCCCUGCCUUUCUUUCAUAAGCUCAGGUCUAAUUAUUACGAACCAUUAUUUCAAACCCGGACCCGUCUUUGAUAUCUCACUCUCAACCCUCGAAUAUGGAGUCUCAUGGAGAGCUUUUGGACUGGGCCAUAAGCCACGGUGUCAAGCUAUCUGGCAUCGAACCAAAAUGCAUUCCCGGUCGGGGAAUAGGUCUCCUCGCGACUCGGGCGAUUGAGGCCGGCGAAAUUAUACUGGAGGUGCCUACAAAAUGUCUACGCAGCGUAGACACAGUACGCAAGUCAAUAACCCGCCACCUGCCUAAGGCGAUCUCCAUACACGGCCUCCUAGCCGCCGACCUGGCUUUAGACGCAUCAUCUAAGUACGCAGCUUGGAACGCCGUGUGUCCGAAGGUGGAGGACUUCCUCACCAUGCCGAUCUUCUGGGCUGAAGAACUACGCGCGCUUCUCCCCCGCGCGGCGCGCGACAUACUGACGAAGCAAGAAGCCAAGCUCGCCAAGGAUUGGGCCGCCGUGUCGGCUGCGUUCCGGGACAAGCUGGACGAGGAAAAGUACAUGUACGCGUGGAUGCUGGUCAACACGCGCACCUUCUACUACGUCAACGCGAACCUGAAGAAGCGCGGUAGGGACGACCAUAUGUGUCUUCAGCCCGUCGCCGAUUUGUUUAAUCAUGGUGAUGAGGGGUGUAAUGUGGCGUUCGACGACGAGGGGUUUGAAGUUAAGACUCUGCGACCUUAUGAAAAGGGUGAAGAAAUUAAGAUUUGCUAUGGUAGGCAUAGUGGGGAUUUCUUGCUUGCCGAGUAUGGGUUUGUGAUGGAUGAUAAUGGCUGGGACGAGGUUCUGCUUGAUGAUGUGAUCUUGCCGCGGCUGAGCGCUCGGCAGAAAGAGAGGUUGGAGGAAGUUGGAUUCUUAGGGAAGUAUGUCCUAGACAGUGAUACUGUCUGUCAUAGGACACAGGUUGCUGUUAGGUUACUGUGCUGUGGGAUUAGGGAGUGGAAGAGGUUCGUGGAUGGGGAUGACGACGGCGAACGUAGCCAGAGAGCAGUGGACAAAGUGCUGUUGGAUUUAUUACAGGAACAGGAACAAAUUGCCGAGAAGGCGAUAUCUGAGAUCGAAGCGUUGAAUGUCGGUGACGAACAACAAAGAGAUGUGUUAAUGAAGAGGUGGAGACAGAUUCAAAACUUGGUUGGAAUCAAUAUUACACAUCUUCAGUAGAACAAUAAAUAAGCACAGAAUGGUUUUUAACGGC